Messenger RNA from Lingula anatina, 2145 nucleotides. RefSeq names its product heparan-alpha-glucosaminide N-acetyltransferase. Lineage: Eukaryota; Metazoa; Brachiopoda; Lingulata; Lingulida; Lingulidae. The record is from RefSeq and is a predicted model, not a curated record.
AUGUUUUGCUUUUUUUUCAGAUGCCCCUUCCAGUAUGUUAGUGACGAUAAAACAUCUGUCAUAAUACCGCCAAAAAGCAACUCUAGUUUUCAAGUGAGCACCCACUUCCCAGUGACUUUGAAACUGGAGACGUCUGCCUUGCGCAACGUGUGCACUCAAUACUUCAAGUACGCAGAAUGCGGCGUAUAUACUUUAAAUGUUGUCUCCCUGUCACCAGACAACUUGACUGCAGGGACCUGUGAGCUACAAAUAAAUGCAGAAGGUCAAAACAGUGAAAUUCCCAUCUACAUUGCGUUGGCCGUUCUGGUAGGACUUGCAGUAUUGUGGAUAGUCCUGAAACUUUUGAUUUACAGAAAAUGUGUUCGCCCCUUUAUAAGAAAAACAAUACUGAGAAAAAGGGAGGUGUCGGAUCUGAUAGAAGGUAAAAGCGCCGCCCAGAAGACCAGAUUGAUCUCUCUUGAUACCUUUAGGGGAAUAUCUAUCACACUGAUGAUAUUUGUGAACUUUGGAGCCGGAAAAUAUUGGUUUUUGGAACAUGCUAUAUGGCACGGGUUGAAUUUUGCUGAUCUCGUCUUUCCAUGGUUUGUAUUUAUCAUGGGAACGGCAAUGGCACUGACAUUUCACUCCCUCAAGAAAAAAGAAGUUUCUUAUGUUAAGCAGUUGAAGAAAAUUGUCACCAGAAGCAUAACUUUGUUCUUCUUGGGCAUCGUUGGAAACACAUGGUGGGCAGUGACCAGAGUUGAAAAUAUUCGUAUCCCUGGUGUGCUGCAGAGGUUUGCAGCCACAUACCUUGUAGUGGGCUUGGUUGACAUGGUCUUCUCCAGAAAAUUGGAUCACAAAAGUGAAAAUAAAGAGAAGCAGACCGGUAAAGAUGAGAAUGGUUCCUCUCAUGAGCUUAAUGAGAUAGAGACAUCAUCAAGCAGCAAUGUCAAAGUAGAGCUUGGAUCCAACAUCAUGUUGGAUCCUUCGGUAGAGGAAGGGAGAGCAAAAAGGCAGCCAUGUUGGUAUCACAUCACCGAGCUGGUGUUAUAUUGGCCAGAGUGGCUAAUCUGCCUGGCAUUCAUUGCCUUGCAUCUGGGAAUAACACUGGGAGUUAAGGUGCCAGAUUCAGACUGUCCAAUAGGCUACCAUGGUCCUGGGGGCCUUGCUGAUGGUGGGAAGUAUUACAACUGUACAGGAGGAAUUGCAGGAUAUAUAGACAGGUGGAUUCUUGGAGCGGAGCGUAUAUAUAACUGGCCCACAUGUAAGGAGAUGUAUAAAACCAUCCUGCCAUUUGACCCAGAGGGAAUUCUAGGGACGGCCACUUCUAUUGUUAUCUGCUUCCUUGGACUUCAUGCUGGCAAAGUGCUUCUUGUUUACAAAUCCCACAUGGAACGUGUAGCUCACUGGAUUGUUGGUGCGCUGAUAACGGGAGGACUUGCACUGCUUUUAUGUAAAGGCUCUAAAAAUGAAGGCUGGGUCCCCAUCAACAAGAAUCUGUGGUCAGUAUCUUAUGUGCUGGCACUGGCAGCAAUGGCAUACCUACUUCUGGCUGCGUGUUAUAUACUUAUUGAUAUGUUCCACAUCUGGACUGGGGCUCCCUUCUUCUAUCCUGGUAUGAAUGCCAUAGUUCUGUAUGUGGGCCACUCGGCUUUUUCUCGGAGCUUCCCCAUUCGCUUUGAGAUUCCCGAGAACCACGGUGCCCGUCUCGCCCUGGACCUCUGGAGUGCUGCGUUCUGGGUCCUUGUCGCUUUCUACAUGCACAGGAGAGGUGUGUUCAUCAAGAUUUGACACUGCAUAGCGCAAGUUGACAGAAUUCCUGUGGGAGCGAACUUUUCUCAUUUGUCACGUAUACCACAAGGGCAUAAAAUAGCAGUACCUUGGGUUGGGCAUGGUGAUGUCAUACUCCUAAUAUGCAGUUAUAAAAGAAUACAAACGAAAGGGUCUGGUAUGAAAUCCAUAUUGCAAACGUGUUUGUGUUGAAAGUAAAAAUGAAUAAAAUGUAUGAACAGAUGCACUUCAGAUGGAUUUUAGUUGCCCCUCAAUUUCUCCACAUCAGCGCUUUAUUUCUAUCAGUAAAACGCAACAAUACGUGUACCGGUACACUACAAGAGCAACCGUGCGCAGUGAGUGUAGAAGAGAACCUCAAUAUAUAGGGUGCAUAAC